GCCAGAACCCGGGACCACAGCACGGAAACGGCCCGGGGCUGAGCAGAAGUCAGAUCCGGGGAUGGAGGGAGCCGGAGAAGAGGAGUGAGGAGGCCGGGGAGGCAGGCCUUGCUGCCCUCUUGAAGGCCGGCAACCUGCUGUGGCAGUGGAGCUCCAGGCCGCCCAGAAAGGGAAGGGGUCAGGAGGUCGGGCCCCGGCCUUUGCAAGCUCAAACAAGGCCCAAGAAGGGAGCAGCAGGAGUUCUGGGCCCAGGCCUCGCUCGGGUUGUCCAAAGGGGGCCUACACCAGGCCUCUGGUGGAGAAACCGAGUCAGAGUUAGGCCUCAGGCCCGGCCCAGACGCGUGUGAGCCAAGUUAGGGGUAGGGAACAAGGACCCUGGGGGGUCUCAGAGACUAAUGUGGUAGGGGGCUUCAGAGCUUCCCAGUCCAGAGCCGGAUUGGCGAGUUAGACGCUUGUAGAUCCGAGGUUGGAUUGGGGAGGGGUCUCUGGGAAGUUGGCUAGCUACACAAGGAUUGGGGGGAUUUAAGUGCUUAGAGAUCGAAGGCAGGUCUUGGGGAGGGGGAGUCAGACAAUUGAAAAGCCUGGGUGGUUAUUUGGGGAGGGGUCUUUGCGCCUGGACGAAGCUCAGAGCAGCACCUGCUUGGCUUGAGGCCUGAGGCCUUGUCAGGAGAAGCUUCAGUGAAGGGUGGGCCGACUAGGCCAAGCCAAGAGAAAGAAAGUGAAUAAACCUGGACUAUAAGUGGGCGGGGGUCUCCUGAGCGGGGGUCACAAAGGGUGAGCCAUGGCCACCAGGCGUUUAACCGACGCUUUCUUGUUGUUGCGGAAUAAUUCCAUCCAAAACCGGCAGCUGUUAGCCGAGCAAGUGAGUAGUCACACCACCUCCAGCCCUCUGCAUUCACGUAGCAUUGCUGCGGAGCUGGAUGAGCUCGCUGAUGAUCGCAUGGCUCUGGUGUCAGGCAUUAGCUUAGACCCAGAAGCAGCAAUUGGUGUGACAAAGCGCUCACCUCCUAAAUGGGUGGACGGCGUGGAUGAAAUACAGUACGAUGUUGGCCGGAUUAAACAGAAAAUGAAGGAAUUAGCCAGCCUUCAUGACCAGCAUCUAAACAGACCCACCCUGGAUGACAGCAGCGAGCAGGAGCAUGCCAUUGAAAUAACCACGCAAGAGAUCACUCAGCUCUUCCACAGGUGCCAGCGUGCAGUGCAGGCUCUGCCCAGCCGGGCCCGCAGGGCCUGCUCGGAGCAGGAGGAGCGGCUCCUUCGCAACGUGGUGGCCUCCCUGGCGCAGGCUCUGCAGGAGCUGUCCACCGGCUUCCGGCUCGCGCAGUCCGGCUACCUCAAACGCAUGAAGAACCGAGAGGAGAGAUCCCAGCACUUUUUUGCCACAUCAGUACCACUGAUGGAUGAUGGAGAUGAUAAUACUCUCUAUGAUCGGGGUUUCACUGACGACCAGUUAGUGCUGGUGGAGCAGAACACACUGAUGGUGGAGGAGAGGGAGCGGGAGAUCCGCCAGAUCGUGCAGUCCAUUUCCGACCUGAAUGAGAUAUUCCGGGACCUGGGGGCGAUGAUUGUAGAGCAGGGUACCGUCCUUGAUAGAAUUGACUAUCACGUUGAGCAGUCCUGCAUCAAAACUGAAGACGGUCUGAAACAGCUUCACAAGGCAGAGCAGUAUCAAAAGAAGAAUCGGAAGAUGCUUGUGAUUUUAAUAUUAUUUGUCAUCAUCAUUGUCCUCAUUGUUGUCCUCGUCGGCGUGAAGUCUCGCUGAGCAGCGUGGGGUCGGUGGCGCGGCCCGCGUGGAUCCGGGUUUGAGGGCUCGACGUGCGGGCUGCCUGCGGGGAUGCAGCCCUGGGACCAGUUGGGGCAGCGGGCGUUUCCACGGACUCUUCGUCAUAGUCAUGCUCAAGCCAGGGGCGUGGGCUUCUGUUUUCCCUUCACUGUCAAGCGUUUGAGGACCGUGGAUACUGCUGCCGAAUAGAGAUGAGUGCUCUCCUCGGUUGUAAUACAUAGAUAUUUUUUUAGAGCAAAUGUGAGCUGAGCGUUUGCAGGUACUCCCCGAGCUGCUCAGUGUUACAUGUGUAUGUGCUAUGUGAUGUCUGAGCAGCAUGCUGAAAUAAUUUUUGGAAAAAUUUUUUUUAAACCACUUGGUUUAUAAGAAAUUUGGUACCAAAAAUUUAUGAGUAGAGGCAAAAAUGCCUCUUCGUCUCUCUCUGUGUAUUUCCAGUUGAAAACAAACUGAGAAGUCCUUUAAGAAUUUAUAAUCCAUUCCCCAUUAACUUAAUUUAGCUUUUCCAUCACUGUUAAUGAUCAGAGUAACAAAGUGUGAAAGACAAGAAACCAUCACUGAUGUUAAUGAACACAUUUAGAUGGGCCAGUUAAACAGCUUCAUGAGUUUAAAUUAAUUGUGAAUGGCGUACUCCUCAUCUCAGACUUGUGCACUGCAUUUUCUACUGUAAACCAAAAGGAAUUACUAAGCAAAACCACCUACAUUUAAAAGUUGAUGAUUUGAGAUAACCUUACUUUGAAAGGAAGCUUGGCAGUGUCACGAAAGUCACCAGAAUCAGCCUGCGUGUCCCUGUGCUCGUCCCUAGCCAUCUCGCUCAGUCCAUUACUGAUAUACUAACUAUGUAAUGACCUGUUGAAACCGGACACCAUUUAAUGAACUGUGAAUUUACACAGAGGCCAUUCUAAAUGGGUCACCCCAUUUAGGAUUAGUGGAUCUCAAAUUAUUAACCUAACAUCACUCCAUUUCAAAGUAAAAUAUUCCACCAGUGGUUUGAUUUAUCGGCCCUUGUAUUGCCACUUAACAUGCCCAGAAAGUAGGCAUGUUCCUGCAGUUUGUGAAAACCGUGGCUGAGAAAACCCCUUGCUCGUGGAAGCGCACUUUCGAUCGCCCAAGUGGGGCUUUGUCGUUUUCUUACCUGUUAUCAAUAUGGUGCUCGAAUAUAUUCCUGGACCUGUAGCAGAACGUGGGAAGUGAUGACAACUUAGAAAACCAAAGUUGUUUAUGUUUUAAUUGGUCUUGAGACACCAGUAUCGUUUUAAUGGUCUUUGUAUAAUUUUCAAUGGCUUUCCAUUGUUUUUACCUCUCUUAAAAUGUUUAAAAAAGAGCAUGACCUUGUUAAAUGUGCUACAUUUUAUUUGGACCAGUCACAUAAAAUGUCUUUCUAGAAUUGACUUUGAAGUUGUUUCCAGAAAUUUUAAACUUAAGUCCAGAGAUUCAAGUUACCCCAACAGAUCAUGGGCUUAAAACCCAAACCCUCGCCCAACCUUCCCUUCCCAAGCAGUUGAUGACACCAGGCAGUCGCUGGUUUUCUUAUGACUGACGUGGCCAUGGGAUGGUCUCAAGGUGUCUCUGGCAUUUCAGGAAAUAGCAUGGCAUUCCCUAACAAACAAUUAUUUACUAGGAAAGAAGGUCAAGGAAUAAGAAUCCAGCACCUCCUUGACCGCCCCUGAAGUGCGGGGCUCUGUCGGUCUUGGGAGUAGCUGUGGGUGUCCUUACCCCAGUGGUUCUGACCUAAUGGAGCCAGGCUGCUCUCGAACCAGCUGCUUCUAGGAGUGGGGCUGUCGAGACGAGGGGCUUCCCCCCAGACAGCUUGCGGUGGUGAUACUGGGUUAUUGUUAACAGCUUUUCAAGUGCUAAGUUUUCCUUGCUCUUGAAGGAAGGUGAUCCUUUAAGGAAGGAUCGCUGUUUAUUUGUAUUUAUUUUCAAUGACUAGGGUGAUUAGGGUUGUGUUUUUUACCCAGCUCAUUUGGGUGAAGUCCUGAAUCUAACUGGAGGUGGUUUUACGGAUCCCGUGUGGGACUGGGGCAGCUGCCCUGGGCCGACUGAAACCAGAGCAGUGCCAGCCGGAGCCCUAGCUGUCCACUGCCGUGCCUGUGUCCCCAGGUGGGAAGUGGCGCACAGCCCAGGCGCUGACUUGCCGGGCUCCUCAAAACACUGUAUUUUUCUGUUGAGCCUUUACUUGGGGAAAGAUCAGCAGCAUUGGGGACAGUAGGAGGAAGUUAGUAAUUAGUGUCCUUCAAGCUCAGGGUAGUUCUUUCCCUUUGAAGGAGACAGGCUCCUUUUCCUGCCAACAGCCGCUGUCCAUUGGAGGGCUGCGCUGUCCAGCCCUGUGGGGCUCUGGCUGUGGUGGUCGCCCAGUCCAGUCUCUCCCCUUGCCUGGGAUGCACCCCGGGAAGGACUUCAGGGAAGGCCCCUUCUGAGCAUCCUGGGCUUAUCCUGGACACCUGCCUUCUUUAACAGGUCCAGGGGCGGCUCCGUUGACCGGGGCCGGAGAGGAGAAACAUAGAUGUUUACUGUCAGGUCUCCAAAGCUCCUGAUCUUUCCCGAGAUUGUAACUGAAAGCUACUGUCUCCUGUUUUAUUAAUUUGGGGGUGGGGGGAGGUGCUGGCUCGCCAUGGGCGUGAAGCAGUGUACGUUUCUAAUUUAACAGAUUUACCGCGCUCUCUGCUAAUUGAGAGAGCAUUAUUUAUUUGUUUUGACACAAGUGCUUUCAGUGUUUUAUCCUAACUAAUGGCUUCUUAAAGGUAAUAAAACCCUUCCAAGCUAAUUGGUCAGAUAAGACUUUUUUUCCUUGUGUGCUUAAAUAAAGCAAUCAGUGAAGCGCUUCUAUCCAAAAUGACUUUUUUUGUCCUUUUUUUAAAAACUAAUUUACUGUUACUGGAAACUUUUUGUACAAUAAAGCAAUCAUGCAGAUUAAAGAACA
Messenger RNA from Vicugna pacos (alpaca), 4703 nucleotides. The record is from RefSeq and is a predicted model, not a curated record. NCBI's taxonomy places the organism in Eukaryota, Metazoa, Chordata, Mammalia, Artiodactyla, Camelidae.